Messenger RNA from Phodopus roborovskii (desert hamster), 2532 nucleotides. It is a transcript of the gene Naa60, whose product is annotated as N-alpha-acetyltransferase 60, NatF catalytic subunit. The transcript has 6 exons. The coding region runs from base 175 to 903 and encodes 242 amino acids. Gene Ontology annotation, molecular function: protein-N-terminal amino-acid acetyltransferase activity; histone acetyltransferase activity. The record is from RefSeq and is a predicted model, not a curated record. Gene Ontology annotation, biological process: N-terminal peptidyl-methionine acetylation. Gene Ontology annotation, cellular component: Golgi membrane. Lineage: Eukaryota; Metazoa; Chordata; Mammalia; Rodentia; Cricetidae.
GCACGAGAGGCGGAAGUGCCGCGGGGCCGCCUUCUCCAUCCCGGCUGCGGCCCCUGCCGGUUACAUAACCCGUCGCGGGGUCCCCGCAGUUCCACGUCCGGCUUCUCGGCUCUUCCAGGAUGCGCUGAACCCCGCGACGCCGUCCCCUGCCACCGGCUCCCGUCCGAGGUGUGAAUGACAGAGGUGGUGCCUUCCAGUGCCCUCAGCGAGGUCAGCCUGCGCCUCCUCUGCCACGAUGACAUAGAUACUGUGAAGAACCUGUGUGGCGACUGGUUCCCCAUUGAGUACCCAGACUCAUGGUAUCGUGAUAUCACAUCCAACAAGAAGUUUUUCUCUCUUGCUGCAACCUACAGAGGUGCCAUUGUGGGAAUGAUAGUAGCUGAAAUAAAGAACAGGACCAAAAUACAUAAAGAGGAUGGAGAUAUUCUAGCCUCCAGCUUCUCUGUGGAUACACAAGUUGCAUACAUUCUAAGUCUGGGCGUAGUGAAAGAAUUCAGAAAACACGGCAUAGGUUCCCUUUUACUAGAAAGUUUAAAGGAUCAUAUUUCAACCACUGCCCAGGACCACUGCAAAGCCAUCUAUCUACAUGUCCUCACCACCAAUAAUACAGCAAUAAACUUCUAUGAAAACAGAGACUUUAAGCAGCAUCACUAUCUGCCCUAUUACUACUCCAUCCGAGGGGUCCUCAAAGAUGGCUUCACCUAUGUUCUCUACAUCAAUGGCGGCCACCCUCCCUGGACCAUCUUAGACUACAUCCAGCACCUGGGCUCAGCACUAGCCAACCUGAGUCCCUGCUCCAUCCCACACAGGAUCUACCGCCAGGCCCACAGCCUGCUUUGCAGCUUUCUGCCAUGGUCCAGUAUCUCCACCAAAGGUGGCAUCGAAUACAGCCGUACCAUGUGAUGCCACUGGGGCAGCCUCCCCGAGGCCUCUGUCCUUAGCACUCUGUGAAGCCUAUUUUCCUGUCUGUCUGACUUCUGCUGUCCUUUGCAAGGAGCUGGUGGCCACCUGCCAGCCCAUCAGCCUGCCCCAGCUGCAGGCCCGGUGCUAUGCUGGCUCAGGAGCAGAGUGUAUGCCUGGUCUUGAACAGGUAGGAACAGAUGGUAGGGCCUGGGGAGUCCGGCACUACAAGAAGUCUCUAGGCAGGUACUUGUGAGAAGUACACAGUGGGUCCAGAAGCAUCCUGAAGAGCGAGGGACCAAAGACCGUGAACCACUUGACAGAGCUCUUUACUCCCUAGACUGUGUGUGUGUACACAUGUGCACAUUUGUGGAGCACAGGACUCAGCGUGGACUGUCUUCCUCAGUUAUUCUCCACCUUACUCUGAGACAGGGUUUCUCCUGGAACUUGUAGCUCACUGAUUUAACUGCACUGGCUAGCUAGUGAGCCUCAGACAACUCUAGUCUCUGUCUCUCAGCUUCCUACCCAGGCUUUUUAUGUGGGUGCUAGAGCUCAGUCUCAGGUCCUUAUGUUUAUGUAGCAUCACUUUUCCAAUGGAGCCAUCUCUCCAGCCUCUGAGUGGCUUUUUAUUUUUUUUUCUUUUAAUGUUAUUUCUCUUUUGAGAUAAAUUUGAGGGCAUUGGAUUCUCUGGAACGGGAGGUAUAGGCAUUUGUGCCAUGUAGAUCCUGGGAAUUGAACCCUGGUCCUCUGGAAAGAGCAGCAAAUGCUCUUAACCACUGAGCCAUCUCCCCCAGGGCCUGAACAAAGUUUUCUUUGCCUUUUUGUUAAAAUGAUGGAUUCAUAUGAUUCAAACCUUGGAAAUGUACAGAAAGCCCAAGCAGCUGGAGCUCACAGUUACUUCCUUUUUCCUUACAAGAGGCACUCAGUGAUCUGUGAUCCAUGUCUGCUUCUCCUCAGAACUGUACCCAGACUUCCACUCUUAGCACCAGUAUUGUUACCUGUGCGUCUCCAGGUGGCAUUGUCCAAAGCCCUCUAUGGGUUUCCCCUGCUGACAGCUUGUAAGAAUAAGAUUAUGCCUGGAUGAUGCAACCAUUUUGGUUGCUGAGAGCUGGUCUCCCAAUCCAAGGGAACAAAGAAUUCCAGACAUAGAAGAAGUGUGGGUACUGCAGAGCCCAUUCCAUUGACCAUCCACAUUAAGGUUUGAUACACACAUCCAGGUGUGAAUCUGACAGUGCUGGCAUCUGUAAAGUUCCAGGGAGUCUGCUGGCCACUCAUAGAUUGUGAGGCGGACAAGGGUUCCUGACUCAGCGAAAGCAAAUAGGCCAGAGAGUGCAGUAGAUAAGCAUCUUGUAGUACCUUCACGUGCCCUGCUUUCUUCCCUGCAGGCUCUCCUUCCUGCUUCUGGAAACUUCCACCUGGAGCCCUUGUUCUGCCUCUAUGCACAGGCACCAUCCCAAUGGCCUGGCAGGUGUUGGCUACAUUCACUGGAAUAGGGCUUGCCAGGCCUGUCCUCUGCCUCCUGCUCCUUCAUCUUUCCUACAAAAUGGACUGAACUUUGCUGUGAAAAGAAUGUGGAUGUCUUUGACCCUGAAGACACAGGAAUGUUAGAAUAAAGAGGCACAGAAAAGCGAA